Molecule: messenger RNA, 291 nt
Organism: Linum tenue
Lineage: Eukaryota; Viridiplantae; Streptophyta; Magnoliopsida; Malpighiales; Linaceae
Source: the annotation of a GenBank genome assembly
AUGGACUCUACUGCAGCCAUUGAUAUUGCUUUGAAAUGCUUGGAUGAUGACCAUAGACAUGGUAUCCUCGCGAGACAGAUUCAGGUUCUCCUCAAUAGAGAUUGGGAGGUUCGAAUUAGUCAUGUGUAUAGGGAAGCUAAUUUUGCGGCUGACUUCCUUGCUAAUAGGGGUCACCUUGUUGAUUUUGGCACACAUCGAUUCAAUGUGUGCGACCCUGAGUUGGGUAGAUGGCUUUUGUACGAUAUCAUGGGCAUUGCUCACGAUCGUUCGAUUAUUUCUUUAAUGAGUUAG